Molecule: messenger RNA, 483 nt
Organism: Chaetura pelagica (chimney swift)
Lineage: Eukaryota; Metazoa; Chordata; Aves; Apodiformes; Apodidae
Gene: IDNK
Product: idnK, gluconokinase homolog (E. coli)
Exons: 3
Coding region: 52-483 (143 amino acids)
Cellular component (GO): cytoplasm
Molecular function (GO): gluconokinase activity
Source: RefSeq, a predicted model, not a curated record
UGGAAAUUCUAUGAUGCAGAUGAUUAUCAUUCUCUCGAGAAUAAAAAGAAGAUGGCUGAGGGGAUACCACUAAAUGAUGAGGACAGGAUUCCCUGGCUUUGUGCAUUGCAUGAUGUACUAAGGAGAAAAGACUCAUCUAGAGAAGAUGCAAUUCUGGCCUGUUCUGCACUGAAGAAGAUGUAUAGGCAUAUAUUAGUGAGUGGUGCAUCUGCCGUGCAAAGCAGGCAGCCAGUGCAGCCAGAAGACGCAGCACUGAAGAUCCUCUUUGUUCAUUUGGAUGGGCCAAUAGACGUCAUUGCUGGCCGCCUGGAGAAGAGGAAAGGACACUUUAUGGCACCUGAACUUCUCAAGUCUCAGUUUGAUACCCUGGAGCCUCCUAGUGCACCAGAAAACUUUAUUACUAUCAGUCUAGAAAAAUCUCUCCCUGAAAUCGUACUGGAGAUUGAGCGUGCCAUUUUUCAGGGUGAAGUUUUUCUUGAGUGA